GGGAAAUCCGAAAUACAACGAAUUCGUGAUCCCUUGACCCAAACACGCUGAUGUUUACAGUUAGAACAGUACAGAUACAAAGUUGAGCUUGAGCACUCAUGGCAUCUGGUGGUGGGGGAGGAAGAGGGGCUGGCCUCGGGCGGGGAGGAAGAGGAGCCGCCUUGCUUCAAGCUUUGGCCAGCAGUCAGAAACCAGGCUCAUCAGAGGAGAAGCAGUUGCCAGCCAGCCAACUGUCUGCUGCAGGAGCGGCGCCGGUCCCUUCGGUGGCCCCGAGUGCCGCCCCUUUGGGACGAGGUUCUUUACUGGCCGGUCUGAAACAGUCCUUGCUGGCAAAGCAGCAACAGCAACAGCAGCAGCUUCAGCAACAACAGCAACAGCAGCAACAACGUCAACAGGAGGAGACUCCUCAGCCUGUCCCACAGCGAGAUGAGCCGCCGGCAAAGCCAAUGGGGAGAGGUCUGGCGGCCAUGAAAGCCUUGCUGUGAGUAGUCAGUCAUUGUACUGUUCUGAAAUGUGACUUAAAUGUUUUGUUUCGUAGCCCAGGGCCCCCAGUUCCACUCUCUGUGCUAUCUUGUUCCUCCUGUAACACCUCUAAUCCUCAGCACUCGUAUGACCUUGUUGUGUUGCAAGUGCGGUAAAACUCUUACUGAAACAAACAAAUCAUGAAACUGUUGAGAUUGAAUCAGUUAUGUUUUAAGUUUUUUUGUUUAUUUGUGGUUGUUUUGGAGUGUGCUAAAGUGUGGUUUGUGGGUGCUUGGCGGG
Molecule: messenger RNA, 762 nt
Organism: Aplysia californica (California sea hare)
Lineage: Eukaryota; Metazoa; Mollusca; Gastropoda; Aplysiida; Aplysiidae
Product: POU domain, class 3, transcription factor 2
Exons: 4
Coding region: 99-485 (128 amino acids)
Source: RefSeq, a predicted model, not a curated record